Menidia menidia (Atlantic silverside) is the source of this 1862-nucleotide messenger RNA. The record is from the annotation of a GenBank genome assembly. NCBI's taxonomy places the organism in Eukaryota, Metazoa, Chordata, Actinopteri, Atheriniformes, Atherinopsidae.
UAUUGCUUAAAAUCCUUAUAGUCGUAAUUUAAAUGUACUGCGUUGUCACUCCCAGUGAUAGUUAGUCUGAAAUGUGCAGAAAUCCAAGGUGUGCGGUAAAAGCUGCCUUCCUUAAAUGUGUGUAUUUUUUUGCUUUGUCCUGUUAGAUGGUGCCAGUCUCAAAUGUUUCCUAGUGCAUUAUCAGAAUAGCGUGUACCUGGAUGGUCCACUGCAAGUGUUUUUUUUUUUGUUUAUAUUAAGAAAUGCCAGUGAAGCGAAGUAAAGCCCAGGGUCACAAUGACUCCACAAGAAAUGGUGGGGUCAAACGAAAACAGCCUGCUGGAACUAGGAGAGACACGAGAGACCACAGAGUUAACAUUGGAGCUGCAUUUGAUAAGUGGCGAGCAGUGAAAACGGCACAUGAAUUGAGAUCCGAUGCAGACGUGGCCCUGUAUCUUCUCAAUCCAAGGAGGUGUGGCCCAACAUCCUCUCCAGCUGGAACCUGUGACCCGCAGACAAAGGCACAAAUGGAAAAGCUGAUUGAGCAGGAGGUUCACGGGGCAGUGGCUAAGAAUGAAACCAAGCUCCAGGGCCUGAUUGAAACCGUCCAGCAGCUGAGCAAUGACGCCAGCAUUGACCACUCUAUCCAAAAACUGGAGGCUCGAAUUAACUCUGUGUCCAGGAGGACAGAGCUGGCUCUCUCCUACAUUAGGAAGACGCAUGAAAAGAGUCCACUACCCUCCCUCGUUAACGUGGACAUCAUCAGGAACGCCCCAGAAGAUGGUGCCAUGGAGCCCGUGUCGCAGCGGAAUAAGAAGCGGAAGGCAUGCGCAGUCACGAAUAGAGAUGUCCUCAGAAUUAUGGAUCGUACCAAAAGAUGCCUGGAGAAGCUCUGCAGAGACAGAGCAGCUUUCAUGGCUGACGUCGCAGAUUCCGGUCCAGAGAAGUCUCCACCUACCCUAAGCCCGAAGUAUUCCAGUGAAGGGACCCCAUCUUCCGUGUCAGAUUUAAAUCGGGAUGAGCCUCCACCUGUUCUCUCUCCUAAUGUCUCCUGGAUGGGACAUGUAGGGGCUGUUAAGAAAGAAGAGUGCAAGGAAGAAAAAAAUAACAUUGAGAGGUUAAAGCAAUUUGAUCCAAAGGAGAACAACUUUAAGGAAGAAGCCGCCCCCACAGACCACUGUAGCAAUUUUGGGCUUAAACAAAUCGACCAACAACAGAAACGGCUCUGCUACCCUCCUCUCCCCGCCAACCCUUUCCCCUCUAUCCUGAACAUUGAAGCCGCAUCAUACAGCAUCCCUCAGAAUUUAGAAGUAAAUCUGGCCCUCAUCAGGAACCCCACUCGUCUCUCUGUGCUGUGGAAUGUGACUGAGGAAGACCCCUCAGCACCGCCCAUGGAAAGUUACUCUAUCUUCCUGACUAUGGAGAAGGAGAAAGGGAGCAACGUCUUUCCAGACUGGCAUACCUAUGAUAAGGUGGAGGCUAAGGCCCUGCCCAUGUGCGCACUGAUUAAAAAGUACAAACCCGGGCACAAGGUGUGUGCCGCUGUGGUGGGCAAAGAUGUAUUUGGACGGUAUGGACCCUACAGUGAAGUUGUUACAGCGACCAUACCUGACUAAUUGGGAAAAGGCUUCUGGUCGUGGCUGGCAGUUCUGAAAGACAGUUUUAUGUUAACUAAUCCACAUUUUACAUGUUUGUACAUUUAGAUUUUUGCUCUGAAUAGAUUUCUUGUUUUUUUUUGCAUGAAAUUGAUUAAAGUGGAGUAGCACACUUUUGUCUUUUAUCAGUUACCUCCGUUUCACUGCGGGCAGCAUUGUGAAUCUCCCAGGUAAAGGUUGUUUGGUGGCAUGAGGUUAGGGUCUGUCAUAGGACCAACACAUAGCUGC